AUGAUGAAGCCGGCCGUUGUCAUUGUCGUCACCUUUCGUCCUUGUCGCCCUCUGCAGGUCCACCGCGCGCUCCUCAGGGCCGAGUUCGCUCUCGACGGCCCUGGCGGCAGGCUGAGGGACGUGGCCGUGAAGAUCCGGCACCCUGGCGUGACGGAGAGCGCGUUCAUGGACCUGAACAUCGUGUGGAAGGUGAUGGGCGUCUUUCAGUCUGUACUGCACAUGGCGGUGCCCUUCGACCGCGCCGAGUUCGACGAGGUGAUCCAGGCGCAAAUGGACUUCACGCGCGAGGCCUUCAACCUGCAGAAGUUCAGCCGCAACUUUCGCGGGGAGGCCCGCAUUCGCUUCCCCAAGGUGUCCCCGAAGCUCGUGACGCCCGAAGUGCUUGUGGAGACCUGGGCGGAGGGGAAGGUGAUCUCCGGCAUCUUGGACGAUUUCGACAACAGCUGCCAGGAGGCCAUCAGCGCCAUCAGCCAGAAGAAACGAUUACUUCAGAACAAGCUGUCCGCAAUCCUUUACGACAUGAGCAUGAAGAUGAUGGUCCGUGACAACUUCGUGCACGGGGACCUCCACGGCGGCAACAUCCUCUACAGCGAGGCGGACAACCACGUCACGGUGCUCGACGCGGGCAUCGCCACGCAGCUGGAGCAGCGGAACGUGGCGGCAUUCGGCAGGUUCCUGCACGCCCUGUGCUCCGGGGACGCCGAGAGGACCGUGGAACACCUGCAGCGCUUCAACAUGUCGACCAUCAAGGUGAACCUGGCGGAGCUGAAGGCAGACGUGCAGGCCACAAUGGACAAGUUCAUGGGGCCGUUACGGCAGGAUCCGGACCGCGCCACCAACGCUGCCGACAUGUUCGGGGAGGUGAUGUUCUCCAUGCAGAAGCACCAGAUGCUGCUGCAGGGCGACGUUGCGUCUACAUUGUUCACGAUUUCCAUCAGCGAGGGCCUGAUACGCCAGCUGGACCCAACGUUCGACGUGGCCAAGCGCGCCCUCCCGUACAUCGUCCAGCACAUGCCCAAGCUUGGGCUCUCCUUGGCCGAGGCCAGCUGA
This is a messenger RNA of Prorocentrum cordatum, 1050 nucleotides long. The record is from the annotation of a GenBank genome assembly. Lineage: Eukaryota; Dinophyceae; Prorocentrales; Prorocentraceae.